CCGCCUAGCUACAUGCGCUGCUUAAAUUAGCAAAGGCUUUAAGGCUUAAAGGUGGUAUGUAGUAGUAGUAUAGGGGUUUGAGAGCAACUUUUCCUUUUUUUUCUCACUGCCCCUUCAGUUAAAGUAGAGAGGCAACUCUCAGCUCUGGUGUUUUCCAUGGUUAAAGCAGAGAGCAAGCAGCUGGGAUAUGAGCAGCAGGCUGUUAUACAAGGUUGGUGACAAUUUCAUAUGUAAGUUGAUGAGUUUGAGAGAAAGAAGAUAGCAUCCAAUCCUGGACGUUGAAAAGAGCAAUGAAUAAGAGUAAUUUGGGGUCCAUCAGAAGCUCUGAUCUCAUUGAUGCCAAGCUUGAAGAGCAUCAGAUGUGUGGAUCCAAGCAGUGCCCCGGUUGUGGACACAAACUCGAAGGAAAGCCGGAUUGGUUAGGUCUACCAGCAGGAGUGAAAUUUGAUCCAACAGACCAAGAACUGAUUGAACACCUUGAAGCAAAGGUAGAAGGCAAAGACACCAAGUCUCACCCUUUGAUUGAUGAGUUCAUCCCUACAAUUGAAGGAGAAGAUGGGAUUUGUUACACCCAUCCUGAAAAACUUCCAGGAGUCACAAGAGAUGGCUUGAGCAGGCACUUCUUCCACAGACCUUCGAAAGCUUACACGACUGGGACAAGAAAAAGAAGAAAAAUUCAAACCGAAUGUGACUUGCAAGGAGGGGAAACAAGGUGGCACAAGACAGGCAAGACCAGGCCAGUCAUGGUGAAUGGCAAACAAAAAGGGUGCAAGAAAAUCCUGGUCCUCUACACCAACUUUGGGAAAAAUCGAAAACCCGAAAAGACGAAUUGGGUGAUGCACCAAUACCAUCUUGGGCAGCAUGAGGAAGAGAAAGAAGGAGAGCUUGUGGUGUCGAAGAUAUUCUAUCAGACACAGCCCAGGCAAUGCAACUGGUCUGAUAGAGCAAGCGCAACCACUGGUGAAGGAAGCAGUGAUAUUGUGCCUGCUAAUAGCAGAAGAGAUAGUGGCAGUGGGAGUUGUUCUUCUAAAGAAAUAAUACCACCCCAUUCUCAUUCUCAUUCUCAUAGAGAGCAUGACCAAAUGUCUGCAGUAGCAUCUGGGGUUGCAGCUGCUGCUCCUAUUUCAAGUUACAGUGCCAUGGACAUUCAUCAGUUGAAAUCAGACCACUUCAGCUUUGCCCCAUUCAGAAAAAGCUUUGAUGAGGUGGGGAUAGGAGGAGAGGCUUCAACAGCAAGGGAAGGACCGGCUUCCGGCACGUGCGAAGAGAUGAGAGGGGAGCACCACCACCAGAGAUCAGUACCACAGCCUCAUCAUCAUCAUCAUCAUCAUAUGGCCCAUGAAGUAGUACCUGAUCACCAUCAGCAUGAUCAACAUCAACAACAGCAGCAGCAACUACAUCAUCAACAAAUUGCUACAGCUUUCCACAUCAGCCGUCCUUCACAUCCCAUUUCCACCAUCAUCUCUCCACCUCCUCUCCAUCACACCUCCAUCAUUCUUGACCAAGACUCUUACUCUCGAAUCAUGCUCCAAAAUGAAAAUUUCCAGGCGCAGCAACAGCACCAGCAGCAACAACAACAACAGCAUCAUAAAAUGGGAGCAAGGUCUGCAUCUGGUUUGGAAGAACUCAUAAUGGGAUGCACCUCCAGCAGUAAUGUAAAAGAAGAGUCAUCCAUGCCAAACCCUCAAGAGGCAGAGUGGAUGAAGUACUCUUCCUUCUGGCCUGACCCUGACAACCCAGAUCAUCAUGGGUAGAAGAGAAAACCCAAAAGAAAAAAAGAAAAAAAAAUUCAAUAGAGAGAAUAAUAAACACACACUCAUCAAAGUCACAGUCACAGGCUCACAGACGGACAAAGUCAUUAUCCUCGUCAUCUGUAUUUUGCCACCACCCUCUCCCCCGCAAGUUCCUUUCAAACGUGAGAGGCCAAAGAAGUUGGUUUGGUCAUCAACUUUUUCUUUCUUUUCUCUAUCUUGGGGGGUCUCUGGCUAGCUAAGCUCUCUCUCUCUCUCUCUCUCUCUCUCUCUCUCUCUCUUGGGUCUCAACUGAAUUAACUGAGCAAACAGUCCAUGUUGGAAAGGAAAGAGAGAAAAAAGAAGAAAAGGAGAAAAGAAAAGGAAAAGAAAA
Molecule: messenger RNA, 2124 nt
Organism: Prunus avium (sweet cherry)
Lineage: Eukaryota; Viridiplantae; Streptophyta; Magnoliopsida; Rosales; Rosaceae
Product: NAC domain-containing protein 75-like
Biological process (GO): regulation of DNA-templated transcription
Cellular component (GO): nucleus
Molecular function (GO): DNA-binding transcription factor activity; transcription cis-regulatory region binding
Source: RefSeq, a predicted model, not a curated record